This is a messenger RNA of Cynoglossus semilaevis (tongue sole), 1225 nucleotides long. RefSeq names its product SH3 domain-containing kinase-binding protein 1. Gene Ontology annotation, molecular function: protein binding. The record is from RefSeq and is a predicted model, not a curated record. NCBI's taxonomy places the organism in Eukaryota, Metazoa, Chordata, Actinopteri, Pleuronectiformes, Cynoglossidae. The coding region runs from base 130 to 1203 and encodes 357 amino acids. The transcript has 12 exons.
GAAGAAGAAGAAGAAGAAGGCUCUCGGCUGCUGCUGCUCCUGUUGUUCUGCUUUCGUCCACUUCUCUAUUUGAACAGCUUGUCUGCUGCCUCUGACCCAAAGGAAAAGAAACAACUAAUUAUAGAAACAAUGGAGGUCCUGGCACUGAUGGACUUUGAAGGCACCAUGGCGGAUGAGAUAACGAUCAGAGCCGGAGACAUAGUCAAGAAUGUAGCCAAGUCCAGUGAGGAGGGCUGGCUGGAGGGGGAGCUGCGGGGGAAGAGGGGCAUCUUCCCCACCAACUUUGUCAAGGAGGUUCCAGUCUAUUUGAUUGGUGACAGUAAGAGGGAGCCACGGAGCAUCAGAAAAACAAAGAGGAUUAAACAGAGCAGGAAAUGUGAAGUGAUUUUUGCCUAUGCUCCUCUGAACGAAGACGAGCUGGAGCUCGUUGUGGGUGAAACCCUGGAGGUCAUCAAAGAGAUUGAAGACGGAUGGUGGAUGGGAAUGAGAAACGGGAAGAUCGGAGCCUUUCCUUCAAAUUUUGUCAAAGAAAUCUUUGUUGCUCCCAAAGACAACAAACACAGUGAGGCCAAAGCACGACCCAAACUCACGGACGCAGUGUUUUGUAAAGAGAUUACUCAGCGAACGAGUCUGAGGAACAAGGGGAGUAAAGUGCUGGAGUGUUGCCAGGUCAUGUUCGACUACAAGGCCAAAGCAGACGACGAGCUGGAGCUGAAGAAGGGAGACGUCGUCGUGCUCCUCAGAAAGGAAACAGAGGAUGAAGGCUGGUGGGAGGGAGAGCUGAACGGACGCUGUGGCUUCUUCCCUGAUAACUUUGUCAUGGUGAUACCGCCGAUGGACAGUCUUCAAUCUGGGACCAAAAGUCAGCCACCUGUUCGCAACGUCACCAACAAACCUCCAGAUGAUAAACCAGAGGCCAAGGACCUGAGGACCAAUCCUCCGACCAAGGUGAAGUUGCCAGUGAUCAGCCGGCCCAGCCCACCUCCAGUCAAAGAAAAACCCAACAGGGUUUCACCCCAUAGAACCAAUGGUGAUGUGGCUCCGCUUUCACCAAAACAAGUGGAGGAGAUUGAAGGAGACCAGUUUGACGGAGUAGAUGUACAGACAGAGAAACUAAGUCAUCCUACAGCAAACAGAGCCAAACCUCCUCAGAGGAGACCCCCGACAGCCCAAGUCACAGCGACACAGGUGGGUCUAACCUAAAUGACUUUUGCAACAAAAAUUC